AUGAAUGACAGAUUCUUAAGCAACUUGGACAAACUUCUGCUUGAGUUUGUUUUCCAGCUAGAACAAACGUCUUAUGCUAAGGAAUGCGUGAAGCAACAGAUAAAUUUGUACACUGUAAAAAUUGUGGAAAAAAAGAAUGAAAUCGCUAGGUUGCAGGAAAAGAUAAACAACAGCAACGAUGCAAUUGUUUGUUUGCACAAGCAAAAUGAGAAUAUUAAGGAGAGCUAUAAUGAUUGGAAACCCACUUACUUAAUUCUUAGGGAGCAUGAAGAAUAUUUGAAAAAAGAACUCAAAGCCAACCAAGAAGCUACAGAAAAUGAGGAGAAAAUGUAUCAGGAUUACAUAAUCCAGUAUAAAGAGAUUUUGGAGCAACACCAUAAAAAAUAUUCAGAAACUCCACUUGCACAGGAAUAUUGCAGAAAAAAGAAAGAGAUUGAAGAAAUCCAAAACAGAAUUUUGCAACAGUCUGAGCGAUAUAAAUUGCAAGAAGGUGCUUACUUGGAUAUUGAGCCUACACCUUUUAAAUCCCUUCAUGAUUGGGCUUUACAGAUCGCUUCUCUGAGGCAAAAAACACAGGAAAUUUUAAAGCAUGCUGCAGUUGCUACGCAAGAAUCAAUUGCAUUAGAAAAAGAAACAGAAGAAUUAGAAAUGAAAAUUAAUUAUUUUAAAAAGACGUUUGAAGCGACUACAGAAGCUCAAAAUAAUUCAGAAAUGAUGGAAGGAACAAAUAAAAAAAGUCUAGAGAAGCCAAAGGAGGUUAAAGAAAGGAUAUUUGAAGAGAGUGAACAGCCACCUUUGUUAAAUGAGGAACAUCAGCUGUAUAAACCAUUACAUCUCUCUUGCAUUCCUCAGAAAUCAGUCCAGUCUGUACAGACUAUUAGAUUCUCUACACAACGGACAGAAACAGGCAGAGAAGAAAAAGAAGAAUCUGUGCAACACUCAGUGGUCACUAGCAGUUUCUCCAGCCAAGCAGAAAAUCCAGCACAGAUGGUUAGUGGCAAUGCAGGGACUAAUUGUCCACAAAUUGCUGAAGUUUCAUCAAUAGCAAGCUUGCAAAACCAAAUGCAAUUCAGGCAGCUGAUUCCUCCAAAGCAGAUGACUCCUAAUCAACAGUUUGAGAGUGAAAAUACAACAACAGCAAACCAAGAGGCCAAAUGUGAUGAUAAAGAAGCAGAAGAUGAGUCAAGGGAUUCUUCAUAUACACCUCAAGAUGUACAUGCAUGUUAUAAGUCAGGUGAGGAUAAUCCCGACACAGCAGAAGAAAAUGAUGAACUUUUUCUAAGAGCACCUGAAACACCUGUAUUUGUAAGAUCGCCUAACUCAAAGGAGAAGAAAACCCAGUUCUCUAAAACACCUCCAUUUGACUUCAUUCAUAAUCUAGGUUGUGAAGAAGAAACACCAAAAUCUCCUGCUUUCUUUUCUCUCAUGGGCUUCUCCCAGAAGUCACCAGGCUUUAAUUUGUUUGAUUCUUCUGUGUUUGGGGCAGAAAAUUCAUCUGACGAGACAGGUGAAAGUUAUUCUGCAGGAAACUUAAACCCCAUGUCCCCACACAAAGAUAUUGGAAGCUUAUUUGGGAAAUCAGAAAAUGAAGAUGCAUUUGCCUUUCCCUUCCCUCUGGAAUCGUCUUCUCAUGCAUUUGGAGAUGGAAAAGAUGACUUUAGUUUUCCAUUUGCAUUUGGACAGGAUCAGAGAUCAUCACAGUCUCCUUCUAUGAAAGGUUUUCUUUCUUCCGUACAAAAUACAAAGCCAUUUACAUUCUUUUGA
Molecule: messenger RNA, 1764 nt
Organism: Dromaius novaehollandiae (emu)
Lineage: Eukaryota; Metazoa; Chordata; Aves; Casuariiformes; Dromaiidae
Gene: C5H14orf39
Product: chromosome 5 C14orf39 homolog
Exons: 17
Coding region: 1-1764 (587 amino acids)
Biological process (GO): homologous chromosome pairing at meiosis; meiotic DNA double-strand break processing involved in reciprocal meiotic recombination; oogenesis
Cellular component (GO): central element
Source: RefSeq, a predicted model, not a curated record